AUGAGGACCCUCAUCCUCCUUGCUGCCAUUCUCCUGGCAGCCCUGCACGCCCAGGCUGAGCUCUUCUCAGUAAAUGUUGAUGAGGUUCUAGACCAACAGCAGCCAGGGUCAGACCAGGACCUCGUCAUCCACUUUACAGGGGAGGAAAGCUCUGCUCUUCAAGUUCCAGAUAUAAAGGGCAUCUGUGCUUGCAGAAGAUACCAUUGUCCGAAUUUUGAACGCUUUUCGGGGUACUGCAGAGUUAAUGGAGUCCGCUAUAGACGCUGCUGCAGCAGAAGAUGA
Messenger RNA from Lepus europaeus (European hare), 282 nucleotides. RefSeq names its product corticostatin 1. Bases 1 to 282 code for a protein of 93 amino acids. Gene Ontology annotation, cellular component: extracellular matrix; extracellular region. Lineage: Eukaryota; Metazoa; Chordata; Mammalia; Lagomorpha; Leporidae. The transcript has 2 exons. Gene Ontology annotation, biological process: disruption of plasma membrane integrity in another organism; defense response to Gram-positive bacterium; defense response to Gram-negative bacterium. The record is from RefSeq and is a predicted model, not a curated record.